Molecule: messenger RNA, 789 nt
Organism: Polychytrium aggregatum
Lineage: Eukaryota; Fungi; Chytridiomycota; Chytridiomycetes; Polychytriales
Exons: 2
Coding region: 1-789 (262 amino acids)
Source: RefSeq, a predicted model, not a curated record
AUGGAUGUGCUUGGCGGGCUGAGCAGCGACGAGGCAGCACACAUAGCACAGGGCGACCAAGUCGACACCGGAUCAGCGGGCAGGCGGAGAUGGACUCGAGUCAGCAGGCGCCUGGAUUUGCAAUGGGGCCGCGCAGCAGCACAAAGCAAUGGCGCUGGACUGCUCCUGGGCAGGCCCGCUGACCGACACAGCGCCGGCGCCAACAAGGGGCCAGACGGCGAGAACAUUCCGAAAUCGAGCGUCACGAGGCAGGCCGCGCUCGCAUCAUCCGCAGCCCCGUGGCAAGGGGAGCGCGGCGGGUGGGGGAAGUGGUGCGCUGCCAGCGACGCGAGCAGACGCGGGAGGUUCUCGUUGUGCCGCCGCAGCGCGAGGAGGGGACCACAACAGAGCAGCGGCGAGAGCAAGCGGAUAAUCGGGGAAACGCGGCGGGGUCGCACGGCGCAGCGCGAGCCAUGUCGGUCAGCUGGGCUGCAGGCACGAGGGACCAAGGGCGUGGCGGCGGCCGCCACCGAGGGCGGGGGAGGAGCUGUGCGAGAGCGGCUCGCGCCUACAGAGCGCACAGAGCAGCAGAACGAACAGAACGUACAGAAAUGGCUGGCCACAGGCACCACGGACAGCGCAGUGCACAGAGGGCAGCGACAGGAAAAGCAGAGAACAGAGAACAGAACAGAGCGCCUUGCUGCCUCGUGGGGACGCUGGCUGUCUGGCGCGCGACAAGGUGCAGCGCCCCGCCAGGUGCUGGCACAAUGGGGCCUGCGAGCAAGCGCACCUGUGUCACGCAACGAGUGA